AUCACAUCCUAUGGCUGGUUCUGAGGCCAUCCAGAAGCCAGAACCCCAUCAGAGGAACUGGAAAGUAGAGAGUGGACUGCAGGGUUUGGAACGAAGUGCGGACUGCCUGUAGCAAAGAAGGCGGGAGGGAGGAAAGGAGGAGGGCAGUAGGGAGCUGAGGCCCCACCUAUCAUUCCAGCAAAGUGCAGCAGCGGAGCAGGGGUGAGUCAGAGGCACUGGAGCUCAGCCUCCCAGUAGGUGAGGGGCUGGCUCUUCUCUCCGGGGAGCAGCGCGGUUCUGUUCUUACCGGAGUGGCCUUGGCAGGCUGCUGGAGCCCUCGGUCUGCCCGGUCUGGUCUCCGCGGCCAGGGCUGGGUUCCCUCAUGUAUGGCAAGAGCCCUUCGCGUGCUGGGCUGCUUCUCCUUGGCAUACAGCUCACAGCCCUUUGGCCGAUAGCUGCGGUGGAAAUUUACACCUCCCAAGCGCUGGAGGCUGUCAAUGGGACAGAUGUUCGGUUAAAGUGCACUUUCUCCAGCUUUGCCCCCGUGGGUGAUGCUCUGACGGUGACCUGGAACUUCCGGCCUCGAGAUGGGGGGCCUGAGCAGUUUGUAUUCUACUACCACGUGGAUCCCUUCAAACCCAUGAGCGGGCGUUUCAAGGAUCGGGUGGUGUGGGACGGGAACCCUGAGCGGUAUGACGUCUCCAUCAUCCUGUGGAAGCUGCAGUUUGAUGACAAUGGGACAUACACCUGCCAGGUGAAGAACCCACCUGACGUUGAUGGGCUGAUAGGAGAGAUUCGGCUCAGCGUCGUGCACACUGUCCGCUUCUCUGAGAUUUAUUUCCUGGCCCUGGCCAUUGGCUCUGCCUGUGCACUGAUGGUCAUAAUCGUAAUCGUGGUGGUCCUCGUCCAGCAUUUCCGGAAGAAACGAUGGGCUGAGAGAGCUCAUAAAGUGAUGGAGAUAAAACCAAAAGAAGAGGAAAGGCUCAAUCAAGACAAAAAGGUCUCCAUUUAUUUAGAAGACACAGACUAACAUUCUUAGAUGGAAGCUGAAGAUUCCCAAGAACAAGAACCCUAGGAUAAGUUGAAGUUAAUGGAAGAUUUCUUUGGCUUUUCCAGUUGUGACCUGGCUUCCAACCAGCUCUGCUGUACAUAACCAUCUCGAGGAGCAACAUCUCUCUGGAGCUGGCGUAGGGCCCUUUUGAGCAGAUAUCAGACUCACACACAAACUAUUACUAAGGUUUUAUUUAAUUUCAAAGUGCAAAUAUUUUUCAAAUGCUCAUUAUUAGCCUUUUGUACUAAGAAGCUAUAUUUUUGCCCUUAGACACUCCUUGUGGAUGAUUAAUUGUACACACAUACAUUGGUAUCCAAUGAGAUGAAAGCCAACGUGUCUGUCACGACAUUUCCUUUAACAUGUUAGUUUCUUUAGAGUAGUACUUUUGCUACUAAAGUUAAUGUGUUUACUCUUUCCUUUUCACUUUUAAUUAAAAGUGAGCUAAUUCUCCCAGCUAUUUUUGAUUGAUUAACAGGAAAUCUUAAAUUCAAACUGUUAAAGAACAAUUUGAUUUUUUUGUGGCUAUCCUUAAGGAUGGGACACAUCUUGUUUUAUUAACUUUCUUUCAGUAUCCCAGAUGAUGUUUGUUUUUUGUUUUGUUGAUCCAAGUUUUAUAAUAGCACAAAUCUAAAUUACAGAGUAGCUAGAAAAGUUUAUAAAUGCUUGUAGAUUGACAAGUGCCACCCCAGGAUGAAUUACUUGUCACCUUUUUUUUCUGUGUUGUGAAAAACAACCCAUAAUGCAGGUUUUUCAUGAGCAGUGACUGCUGCUUAGCUUACUACUACUCAGUUAUUUUAUAACAACAGAGCAAAAUCUAUGCUCACUUGAAGAAUGGAAUCAUUAAGCAGUUACAUGGGAGGAUUCUGAAAUAGUAAAUUAUGACUGUAAAAAUUUAGGGCUGGUGAAAAAAAUCAACCUUAAGUGAUGAUAAUUUUGUACAAUGUUAUAUAAAAAGCUCUGAGAACUGUAUGAUAUUAUUUAUUUUCUCCUUUUCUUUAUCUUAUUUUAUUUUGCUUUAGUUUACUUCCUUACUUUGUGGGAGGGAAGAUUUGGUAUGGGGCAAAGAAAUACCAAAACUAACAAUAUGAAACUAACUUUGUUUUUUUCCUUUAUACUAGUAGAGAAAACAAACUUUUUAAGUGGGCUUCAGAAAGAAGAGUGCUUUUUAAAGUGUUUAAUCUCCCCAGUGUCUUUACAAACCUAAGCUAUAGCAGCAUUUAUUCAAAAUGUACAAAACUUCUGAAAGUUUAGUUGCCCUUCUCCCCCAUCUUUAUAGUCUAAUAUUUUCGGGUUUUAUUGACUGGGCCAAAAGUGUUCUUUCUUUUAACAAACUGGAAUUUUCAGAUGGGUUACCUGUAUUUAUACAUGCUGAACUUUGAUUUUUUUUGAGUAUUUUUAAAAUAAUUGGUACAAUUUACACAUGAACCUUGAUUCUGAAUUCAUUCCGUACCUGUCUUAUUUUGUCUAUUACACUGAAAAGUAGUUUUAAUACUUAAUUUUGAAACUAAAAGUUAGAUUUAAGGUUUAUGCUAUCUUUAACUCACAUUUUCUACUUUUCUCCAUAAUUCAACCUUUGAAAAUAACAUAUUUUUUCCAAACAGUUGGCUUGGAUGAUAUUCUGUAAGUGUAAUGAAGAAGUGGUUAAAAACUCAUGGAAAGUCUUUUCCAGUAAAACUCGUAGCUUGUGUCUUGGCUAAAUAUUAUUCAGGGGUUAAUAUGACCCUGUUGUUCAGUAUCUUCUUCCUAAAUAUAACUUUUGUAUUGUAAUUUAUUUUUUAUUGUGCCUUAAACACAUGUGUAAAUAACCUUUAGUAAUAAAGAAUUAUCAGUUA
This is a messenger RNA of Lontra canadensis (Northern American river otter), 2862 nucleotides long. RefSeq names its product myelin protein zero like 2 (gene MPZL2). Bases 362 to 1009 code for a protein of 215 amino acids. The transcript has 6 exons. Lineage: Eukaryota; Metazoa; Chordata; Mammalia; Carnivora; Mustelidae. The record is from RefSeq and is a predicted model, not a curated record. Gene Ontology annotation, cellular component: membrane. Gene Ontology annotation, biological process: cell-cell adhesion.